Messenger RNA from Cyclospora cayetanensis, 2352 nucleotides. Its product is annotated as protein phosphatase 1G. The record is from RefSeq and is a predicted model, not a curated record. Gene Ontology annotation, biological process: protein dephosphorylation. Bases 1 to 2352 code for a protein of 783 amino acids. Gene Ontology annotation, molecular function: cation binding; protein serine/threonine phosphatase activity. NCBI's taxonomy places the organism in Eukaryota, Apicomplexa, Conoidasida, Eucoccidiorida, Eimeriidae. The transcript is spliced from 8 exons.
AUGGGGACUUAUCUCUCGAGUCCCCUAUCGGGGAAGCACGUGGCGGCUGGCUCGUGCGAGGCGAUGGGCCUUCGGUGGGGGCUGUGCAGCAUGCAGGGCUGGAGAAUCUCUAUGGAGGAUGCCCACCUUGUGUUGUACGCCAAACGCAUUGCCGCGACGCCAGCUGCCUCAGCGGCUGCUUCGCCUGCCGGGCAGCCCUCCGCAGCACCAAGCGGAGCGACUGGCCCCUCGUUGGCUGUCACGGACGGCAGCGAUCCCGAUAAUUCGCAGCACUGCGAUGAAAACUCCGCACAUGGAAGAAGGCUCGUGGUGGGAGGAGGACAGCACUACUUGUCGCAUCUCCUGCUGGGCAUGGGGGCUGGUCACUCCCCGAAGCUGACUGAAGGCUAUGUGUUUCUGCCAUCCACCGCUGCGGAGGACAGUAGAGACGAAGCCCAUUGUGAGCACAGCUCCUCCGGAGCAGCAGCCGCAGCGCCUUUCUGCGGCUCGCCAGAAGUAGCGGACUGCUCGGACGAAGCACCCGAGGGAAAAGGGCUGCUCGGAGACGCUGCUGAGGGGGGCGAAGGCGCGACCACUGCCACUCACAAGAAGGGAAAUAGGGGACCCAAAUCGAUGCUGAGACAAUUCUCCAUCCGCAGGAAGGCACACCCUGUUUGCGCAACAUCAAGCGAAGCUGAGCCCCCUGAAGGCUCACUUUUAUCACAGGCAGAUUUGUGUAUCUUCUCAGUCUUCGAUGGACACGGAGGAGCCCAUGUAUCCAGAUUUGCUGCGCUGCAUUUGCGCUCCCUCCUGGAUGCCCAGCCAGCCUUCCAUAAAGGGGACUUCAGCACCGCCUUGCGGACUGCCUAUCUCCGCAUAGACGAGUUACUGCGUGAGGAGAGUAGCCAAGAGGAGCUUCUCUAUCUGUCGUCGCACACGCCUCACGAGCUGUUGCUGCACAGGCAGCAGCAGCAGCAGCUCGUUGAGCAGCAGCAACACCAGCAGCCAGUGCAACAGGACCAACAGGAAGGCAACAGCGGUUCUGCGAACCCCACACAUCCCGCGCAGCAUAGAGGAAUCAGGUCGACGCUGUCAAAUCUUGGCCAGCAUUUCGGUGUCAAAACGCAGCAACAGCAACCGACGCAACAUAGCAACUCAACUGAUGAGCCGGAAAUAUCACGGGGAGGAGCACAACAGGGCAACUCAACCACUACCACCAGCGCGCCUACCAGUGCGGCCGAGCCUGUAUUCGAGACCUCUCAGCAGCUGACUUGCCACGGGAGUCUUCCCUUUUUGCCGCAUCCGGACAGUCAGGCAGCUGCGGCAGCCACGGUAACAGCCUCCGAACCCCCUGCCGCAGCUGCUGCAGGGGCUGAGGACGUCUCUGUGACAGCUCCACACGCAGCAGCAGCAACUCCCGGUGCAGGGGAUGACGUAGCGAGCUCAAAAAAAGGGAAGAAAGGGGGACUUACUGGCCUAGUAGAUGCAGUUGCGCGGUCCAUUGGGCUAGGAAAACUAUUCAGCCGUGGCAGUACAAAUAGCACUGCCGCAGUCAGAUCCCUAGCCAACAGUGCGGGCAGUACAGCCCUUACCAUCUGCAUCACCGCCACACAGGUCACUGUUGCAAAUGUGGGCGACUCACGCUGCGUCCUAUGCAGAACAGGCGAAAUUGUGGAGCUAUCUCAAGACCAUAAACCCCAGCUUGCAGAAGAAAGGAUUCGCAUUUACGCUGCGGGAGGCUACUUAGAGAUGGGCAGGGUUAAUGGAAAUUUGAAUCUCUCGCGGGCUCUCGGGGACCUGGCGUACAAGGCAGAUGGCACUCUACCUCCCGAGAAGCAGAUUCUGUCGGGCUGUCCGGAUAUCGUGUCUAUCAACAGAGAUCCGCAGAGCGACGAAUUCUUGGUUAUUGGAUGCGAUGGCAUCUGGGAGCUUUUAUCUUCUGCUGAGGUCGUGGAGUUUGUACGGCGCCGCAUUGAUCACACUCUGGAUUUGUGUCAAAUCUUGCGGGAUCUCUUCGAUUCCUUGAUCUCCCCUAACCCAGCGCUGUUUGAAUACGGCUGCGACAAUAUGACGGCCUUUAUUGUUGACCUGAAGGCGGGGAGAAGGACACUUGUGUCUUCUAGCAGGAGGGCUUCUGAACAAUUAACAGCCCGUCAGCACACUAACGAAUCAAGGGAGCGAUUGAAUGUGGAGGCCAGCAGUACGGAGACUCUUCCCGGCUCGGCGUACGGAGAUGGAGAAUGCAAACAAAAAGAUCGCGAGCUUGCAGCCGGAAGAGGCGGAAAGCAUCAUCACCAACCGCAUCGAACGCAGCAACGAAAGCAGGAACAGGUAUCGUUCCCAAAGGAACGGAAGAACGGCCAGCAAGGGUGA